AUGGCCUUCGGCACACGCGGCUGCGGCGGCGACGGCGCCGCCGCCGCGGCGCCCCCGCCGACGGUGCUGCUGGCGCCGAGGGCGCCGAGCAGGGCCGCGCCCGAGCGGGCUGGCGACCAGGCGGCGGCCUCCGCGCCCGCGGGCCAGGACAGCGUCUCGAGGCUCCAGGGCGAGGCUGCAGAGAGGCAGGCCCAGGACGAGAGCUGGAAGGCGCAGUUCCUUGCCAUGCGCGCCAGGGCCGACCUGCUCGAGCGGCAGACGGGGGAGAUCCGCAGCGGCAUGGAGGCGCUCAUCGGGGCCGUGGAGCGCAAGGACCGCGAGCUGGAGAUCGCCCGGGACGAGAUCCGCAGGCUGACCAGCGCGCAGCCAGGUCCGCCCGUCGCGGCCCUCGACGCGAGCGUGCCGCAGGUGGCCAGGCGCUGGUCCAGCGUGUCGGUGUCGCCCCGCGCAGCGCAGGCCCCCGCCCCGGCGGGCGCGCAGUCGCCGGGGUGGAGCAGCCAGGGCUCGGCGGCGGUGAGCGCCGCGGUGCCGUCGCGCUCGCCGAGCUUCGACGGCCACCUGCGCAGCCCCGCGGCCGGCGGGGCCGCGACGCCGCGCCGCCCGCCUGCCUCCGCCCAGGACGCGGCGGGGCGCCGGUGCUGCUCUCCUGCGCCCUGCAGUUCCCCCGCGAGCGCGCCCCGCGUCGUCUGCGGGACACGACCGCGAGGCGUCGCCGAGGGUCGACGCGGGCGGCAGGGUGGUCGCAGCCGUCGCGAGGAGAGCGCCUCGGCCUCCACGGUGCCGCGCCGCGCCGCCGCGCGACCACGGCGCCUCACCACGGCGCAGGCGCGCCCGCUGCUGACCGUCCAGAGGGUCGCGCUGCACGGCGCGGCCACGGCAGGCCACCCCGCCAAGGGCCGGCAGCCCCUGGCGGCGCCGCCCGCGGCGGCCCGCUGGACCCUGCGGCCAGCGCGUGCCCGCGCGCCG
Messenger RNA from Prorocentrum cordatum, 966 nucleotides. Lineage: Eukaryota; Dinophyceae; Prorocentrales; Prorocentraceae. The record is from the annotation of a GenBank genome assembly.